UAUCAUUUUUGUCGACGAGAGAGAGAGGAAGAAGGAAAAAAAAAACGACCUUUGCUCUCAUUUCUAUUUAUUUUUUCCUCUGCCAAGAAGUAAAAGCUUUCUCCUCCAUGAACGCCUAGCUUCCUUGAGCCUUCAUAUUGCUCUCUCACUUUGUACAUCACACUUGGGUUUUGACGGGUUUUGUGUUUUAUCAAUGGAGAUGGAUGCUAUCGAAGGGAAUUCCGAGUGGAAUUGCACUGAAGAUGAAUCUGCUGAGCAAUCACUUUCUCCAGGUAUUUGUGAUGCCUACAGAGAUCCUGAGCUGCUUCCUCGCAUUGGAGAUGAGUACCAAGCUCAAAUUCCAGCUCUUAUGACAGAAUGUGCCAACCGGUUGCUUGUGGAGAAUCCAGCUGAUGCAAAAAUCUCAUCUGCUACUUGCGAUGAGUUUUUGGUUGGAUUGCCUGUAUCAUUAAUGUGGAUCAGUGAGGAAGUUGAGAGCAUUAAACAUGAACCACAAGGUUAUCCUUGUGAUUUGACUGACACAUCCAAUAGAAACAAGUUUGUAAAACCCGAAAGCAUUAGAGAGGCAAAGAUUGUUCCAGGAGUUGACUUGAAAGCUAAGGUUGAGCAUAUGGAUAUUACAACGAAUGGUGGCAUGGAAGUAGGAGAAUCUGCAAAGUUAUGUUUUCAACCAGAAUUAAGUAAUGAAAUGCCUUGUAAGCUUGGAAACAAAGUUUACUCCUUAGUUCCUGGUUCUGUGAACAACCCUUGGAGUGAAGCAGAGGAGGACAGUUUUCUUCUUGGUUUAUAUAUCUUUGGAAAAAAUCUUGUUCAAGUGAAGAACUUUGUUGAGAGCAAGACGAUGCGUGACAUACUUUCAUUUUAUUAUGGUAAGUUUUAUAGGUCUGACAGACACCGUAAAUGGUCAGAGUGCCGUAAAAUAAGAAGCAGAAAAUGUGUAUAUGGGCAAAGGAUUUUUACAGGAUCGAGGCAACAUGAGAUGCUAUCUCGUUUGCUUCCGCAAUUGUCAGAGGAAUGCAAAAAUAUUUUGCUUGAGGCUGCCAAGGCAUUUGGAGAGGGAAAAAUGUUGCUGGAAGAAUAUGUAUUCACUUUGAAGUUGACAGUUGGAUUGCAUGCCCUCGUAGAGGCAGUGGGAAUUGGUAAAGGAAAACAAGACCUCACAGGCUUUGCCAUGGAGUCUCUGAAGUCUAAUCAAGUUGCUCAUGUCCGUCCAGAAAUACCAACCGGAAAAGCAUGCUCAACCCUUACACCUGUUGAAAUUAUCAACUACCUAACUGGUGGCUAUCGCUUAAGCAAAGCCCGAUCAAAUGAUCUGUUCUGGGAAGCUGUUUGGCCUCGAUUACUUGCAAGAGAUUGGCAUUCUGAACAGCCUAAUGAUCAUGGUUUUGCUGCUGCCUCCAGGCAUUCUCUGGUCUUUCUGAUCCCUGGCAUCAAGAAGUUUUCAAGAAGGAAACUAGUGAAAGGAGACCACUAUUUUGAUUCUGUCAGUGAUGUCCUGAAUAAAGUUGCUUUGGAUCCAACGCUUCUUGAGCUUGACAUUGGAGAAGAUAAGGGUGAUGGUAGCAAGGAAGAAACCACAUGGAACAACAAGACAAAUUUGGACCAAGGAGAUUUUCCUGGUCAACAACGCCAUUGUUACCUCAAACCUAGAACUCCAAGCCGUACUUCAAAUGCCAUGAUGUUUACCGUGGUUGAUACAAGUCUUGCCACUGAGGAAACAAAAAAGGUGAGAGAACUGAGGAGCUUACCAGUUGGAUUGAUGAGCAUAUCCAACUCUAGAAGUGAUUCUGAAGAUAGUGAUGAUGAUUCUUCGAAGGAGUCAACUGAUGAAUCUGAUUCUUGUGAUAAGAAUAAGAGUACCAUGAUAAAAACCAUAAAGAAUGAUUUGGACAAGGGAGUAUUUUCUGACAGUGAAGGCGUUGAAAAUAAUGCUUUAAAGCAGAGUUUCCCUAUAAAUGGUUCAGGUUUCACCAAAGCUCUUGAAGAAAUUCCCGUGGACCAGAAAACUGAUAAAUGUGAUGAUAUGCAGAUGAAAAGGGCUAUCAAGCGCCAAACAACCCGAAGAGUAAGACAUGGAGACAGAAAACUUUUGGCCCCAGUGGCAAAACAUCUACAUAGAUUAAUUGCUUGUGACCAGACAAAUACAAGCUGUGGUGUAAUUAAUAGUCAUGGGUUAAAACAAGAUGAGCUUGGUUGUGCUGGAGAAGGUCCCAAUUUUAGAGACGAAUUUCUCUCUCGAGUGGAUCCACCUGUGGAGAAAUUAUCAGCUACCAGUUCUCCCAGAGGCAGUCCAAAUAUUAGUGAUGAAUGCGCUCUCAGCAGUAAUUCCUCUGUUGCUGAACAUCCUCAUGAGAAACUUCAAUCCCGGGCAUUGAUUGACCUGAACAUACCUGUAGCUCAAGAUGCUGAAACGGAACCUUCAAUGAUGGAAGUGAUAGAAGUACAAGAUGAUCAAGCAAGCAGGCAAACAGAGGAUUUUUGGCGGCAAAAAAGCAUUACACCGGUAGAAUGUGAUUCUAUUCCUCAGCAGCCACCUAAUAUGAACACCCGAAGACACAGCACAAGAAACCGGCCGCCGACCACUAAAGCACUAGAAGCUCUCGCUUGUGGCUUCUUAAGCAUAAAGCAGAAGCGGAAGAGUAGAGAUGAUUUUUCACUAGAUAACCGGAUGUCGAGGCCUUUACGACGUGCUCGCAGUAAGAUGAGAAUCACUGAAAACUUCAGUGUUGAUAUGACAAAUUUUAAAGGAGAUGAAAGAAGAAGAAAUGGUGGGUGCAAGAGUAACGGAGACAUGCUCAGCAAGGUUCAGAUUUAAAUCACGGGUGGUGUUCCAACCUUGGGCUCCAAGUUUUUUGGGUGCUGGUCUGCCAAUCUGUACCAUAGGAAUGAGUCGUUAAGACUCUGGAAGGUUCAGCUCUUCUCAGCAGCUGAAGUACUCAAGACUUGAAUGAGGCAGCGCUCCUUUGUCUUGCUUCGAACUGCAACAUGCACGGCUUCAUGCUAACUUCACAAUGAUCAGACUAGAAUUAUAAACUUUCCAAGACAACGUCUACACUGGACAAAGAACCUUGCGAGAUGUCUAACAUCAGAAAACAAGAUGGGGAAAAGGUUGCUUAGAAGUCAAAGUGUUGUUUUUCAACAGCAUUUGACAGUACAGAUACUUCUUAAUCUGAACUCCCAUAUCACCUUUUGCCUAAUUGAGGCAAUCAUUGCCCCAUGAUCCAACCUAAAGUCCAGUAUGGUCUAAUCCUCCCUCUCAAUGUGUGUUUGUUUUCUUUUGAAUUCAUCCAUAAUGAAUCGAAGUAUUGGUAAGCAGAUGGAUUCUCCUGUUCUUAA
Populus nigra (black poplar) is the source of this 3336-nucleotide messenger RNA. RefSeq lists its product as uncharacterized. Gene Ontology annotation, cellular component: nucleus. The record is from RefSeq and is a predicted model, not a curated record. The transcript has 4 exons. Lineage: Eukaryota; Viridiplantae; Streptophyta; Magnoliopsida; Malpighiales; Salicaceae. The coding region runs from base 194 to 2815 and encodes 873 amino acids. Gene Ontology annotation, molecular function: transcription corepressor activity.